Racocetra persica is the source of this 1445-nucleotide messenger RNA. The record is from the annotation of a GenBank genome assembly. Lineage: Eukaryota; Fungi; Glomeromycota; Glomeromycetes; Diversisporales; Gigasporaceae.
AUGACAUGUAGCACCUGUAAAACUACAAGAAUUGCUGCGAAUUUCUAUCAUAUUUCUGGUGGCAAACUAUGUUUGCAUGCUACAUGUAACCAAUUAGUUCAAGACGGAAAUACCUUUACUAAUCCCAGCAUUAAUAAGGAUCCAGAAAAUAUGGAUUUAUUUUCUGAAAUUACAUCCAAAAUAUUCGAAGAAAAAGAAACACUAAAUGAGGCUGUAAAUUUUGCUUAUGAGAUUGAGAUAGACCAAGACCUUCUUGUUACUGCUUCCUUGACUCAAUCUGAUUUAGUUCAUAAUAAUGAUUUAAAGACAAUAGAAGAUAAUUUUCGCAAACUUGCCCACAUGCUUAUCGUGCCGCUUGAGUUAGGUUCCGGCUAUUAUUGGGAGGUACGCAACAUACAUUUAAAUACCUGGAAAAAAUCAUUUUCAGGCUCUGCAACUAUAUAUCUCGGCUACACAAUGCGAGAAGACCGGGCCUGGAAAAGAUCGGAUAAUCAACCACCUCAAAGAAUAAGUGAAAUCCGUGCACCAAUAGAAAGGUAUAACUGUGUAGGAAAUAUAAAGCUUACUAUAAUACCAAAAGAGCAAUAUAUUUUAGUUAAGGGACAUCACAAUAUGGCACAUAAAAAACCAACCUACCGACAAGUGAAGUUUCCUGUUGAAGCUAAAGAAUGGAUUAGAAACAACAUUUUAUUUAAUAUAAGAUGUACCGAAAUGCAUCGUCGGCUCCAUAUAAGCAAUCUCAUAAAUCCAGAAAUUCACACACUUGAACAGCCUAAAUUUAUAGAAAAAGGAUUUAAAAUUCUUAAUUAUCUUGAGAAUAAUUUUGUACGAACCUUAGGAUUUUUGACACCAUUAUUUAAACAAAUUGGCGUCGAAAACGCAACAGAAAUUGUCAUUGAUUCAACAUUUAAGACAAACCAAGAGAGGUUUGAAUUAUUUGUUGUGAAUCUAAACUGUGGCGGGUAUGGUAUGCCAAUAGCGUAUCUGUAUCUUUCCACCUUAGAUGGUACUGAGGAAGCAAGAAAUAAUCCAGCUAACAUUAUAAAAACACGUGUUGAAGUGUUACGUAUGUUUUUUAUUAGCCUUCGCCAGGAGGGGUUGUAUCCAAAGCCAGUCAUUAAUCCAAUUAAUAAUCCCUGGACUAGGCUAUGCGCAAUUAAUGUGAUUGACAAUCCUAUUGAAGUUCGUUUCAACUCAAGUAAUUUACAAAAUGAAUUAAUAACAAAUCAUAAUUUAAUGGAGGAAAGACGAGAAAAAUAUACUUAUUACAAAAAAAAAUUCAACAUAGCAUUAGAAUUAUAUAAUAAGGAAAUGGAUAAUAAUAAUUUUGUGAAUAAGUUUGACGAAUUGAUGAAACCAUUGUUAAAAGAAAUUGAAGAAUGCGAAAAAACAUUGAAAGCCCAUAAGCAACAAUCUACUUGGCAAUCUAAGGGAAAACUUGCCAU